AUGUUCGACCACACGUGCGCGGAAGCGCAAAUUAAACCGGAUUUUUUGCAAAACUUCUGGAAAGCGAUUGAUAUUUAUCUGUUUAAAACGCACGUGCUCAAUAAGAAGCUAUUCGGGGUGAAAAAUGUAACCAUCUUACCGUUCAAAAAUGGUACCACACUGGAUAGUGAGCGCAACUUGGAUCAAUUAAUCACGAUGAAGGUGGAAUGUUUCGAGGCAGAAUGUCGGCGGAAGCUUACGGAUCAAGGGUACACAUUUCAGGAGCACAAACCCGCUGCUACUGGCAGCUGUUCUGUGGAUCUUCUGUCGCAGCAGGAUCAUGACGGUGUGAUCCUUUUGAAUCGUUUACUGCCGAAAAACAUUGAUACCUUUCAACCGAUCGAUGUUGUGUGCUUAAUCGACUUUAGGUCGCACAGUGUGCAGCUCGAAUGUCUGCAAAAGGAAAAAGCGAGCGGAUUCUUUCCAACGUUUCCAUUCUCGGUGCAGAUGUCAGCGGAAAAGCUUUCAAUUCGUGGCAGAUCGAAUGACACACACGACGCCGAAACCAUUUCUUGGAUGCAAAAAUCAUUGAUUGGCAAGUUACACCGCUGGAUGGAAUCAAGCAUUCCCACCGACCCAACGGGCACCAGUACCGCUUCACUGCAAUCCCUUGAUCUGGUCGAUGAUUUGGAGGAGUACAAUUGUCUGCUCAAUAAGCUGAAACAAAAGUAUGGCCAGGCGAUUGUAUCAAUCUGGACCGAAUGUACCGAUCCACAAAAGUUCGUGUACGAAGACAUCGCAAUCGCAACGUAUCUGCUGAUACUGUGGAAACAGGAACGAGCAAAGAACGGUACCGAGCAGCUGCAAACGUUUGUCGAUGUUGGCUGCGGGAAUGGGUUGCUAGUGUACAUUCUCACAUCGGAGGGUCACCGUGGGUAUGGGGUGGACAUGCGGAUGCGCAAGCUGUGGAACCUUUUCCCACCGGAAACGAAGGUAGAUUUGCGUGUCGAGACGAUCGUACCGUCGGAUGCUUGUCUGUUUCCCACCAGUGAUUGGAUUAUUGGCAAUCAUACGGACGAACUAUCGGCCUGGGUUCCGGUUUUUGCCGCACGAAGUUCGUACGGUGGUCGAUUUUUCCUACUGCCCUGCUGCACGUUCGAUUUCGAUGGAUGUAGAUACCAGCGACAGAACUGUUCGCUCAGCCAGUAUGGAGAUUUCUUAAACUACACAAAACAAAUUGCCCGUGUCUGUGGGUAUCACGUGGAGGUGGAUCGUUUGCGGAUACCGAGCACGAAGCGAAUUUGUCUGAUUGGCAGUAAUCGAACGUACCCCGAGCAGGAGCAUAAACAGCAGGAUGCACAAAUAAAAGCGUUCAUCGAGGAGCGUACGAAGACGACGAAAGCGGAGGAGCAAAGCGAAGACAUCUGCCGUCCGAAUUACUGCGAUCCUUGGCUGGGAAAUUUCAAAGCACGAGAAAGUGUGCAAAAGGUACGCAACUGUACGCAAAUUGAUCGGUCCGUAGUGGACAAGAUUGUGACGAUUGUGUUCGAGCAGCUGCUGGCCAAGCGACGCAUACCGGAAGAAUUUACCGAACUUAACUGGAAUGCCGGUGGUACGAUCGAGCUGGAAACGCUGGCCAAAUCGAUACCGCAAGCGUAUCUAACUAUACUGAAGAGUGAGUGCGGUGGAUUGCAAACGCUGCUGCGCAACAAUUCACACAUUUUCCAAGUGGAAAAGGGAUCGGUGAUGCUACGCAUACCGACGAAAAUUAAGGACGAGGUGGAUGCAAAGUUGGCGCAAAAAAUGAAACGAAAGCCGGGUUAUAAACCGAUCAAUUUUAAGCAACGUGCCUGCUGGUUUUUCGCCAACCAUCCUGAGAGUUGUCCGCUACCGGAGAGUGACUGUAGAUUUAAGCAUGGCGAUUGA
This is a messenger RNA of Anopheles maculipalpis, 1905 nucleotides long. RefSeq names its product probable tRNA (uracil-O(2)-)-methyltransferase. Lineage: Eukaryota; Metazoa; Arthropoda; Insecta; Diptera; Culicidae. Gene Ontology annotation, molecular function: metal ion binding; tRNA (uridine) methyltransferase activity. The coding region runs from base 1 to 1905 and encodes 634 amino acids. Gene Ontology annotation, biological process: tRNA methylation. The transcript is spliced from 2 exons. The record is from RefSeq and is a predicted model, not a curated record.